Serendipita indica DSM 11827 is the source of this 2121-nucleotide messenger RNA. Lineage: Eukaryota; Fungi; Basidiomycota; Agaricomycetes; Sebacinales; Serendipitaceae. The record is from the annotation of a GenBank genome assembly.
AUGGCAGAUACGAAGAGCUCGGGUUCGCAGAGUUCGACAACGAUGGACAAUGCAGUCAUCGACGUUGCCACUGCUCAUGUUCAUGAAGCUAUUCGUGCACUCCUUGCAGAUGAAGUGCCCGACCUUGCGCAGCGAAAGGGCCUCGCUAUCUUUAAUGAUCCAUAUCUCCACCUCAGUUAUGAAUCGUUUAAGAGCUAUAUCCAUUUCAUCGUCAUGACUUGGUCCGGUGUGGCCAUCAGCUUUCGUCACUUGUUGGGUCGCCAGAUCCAAAUCGUCGACUUUGUCGCUCUUGUCUUUUUCUCGACCCUCGUCAGCGCCGUGUUGACGAUGGGCGUGUUCAUGUGUCUGGUUUGCAAGCUCCCAUUCGUCGAGAGCGUGUUUGGUAUCUACUCGCGUCUCAAUGGUGGGUUCAGCGCGACCAAUAGUCUCAACACUCGAAUGUUCAGCUCUCUCACCAAGCGUGAAGUCAGAUUCUCCAAAGCUGCGCUUGCAUCGACAUCUCCAGGCUCCCCCGACGGCAAAGACUUUAACCUCGAGAUUGCCAAGAUGCUCCUUCUCCUCGCAUCCGUCGUGUACGAGCGCACCAGCGACGGCAUCCGCGAGUCACUCAAGCACACCCACUCAGUGCCCAAGGUCACGCAUCACAAGCGCAAGGGGAGCAACGGAAGUCCCAAGUAUCGCACAUCUCCAAGUGCGACGCCACUGUCGCCCAUCUCUCCACUCGCCUCUGUCCACGUCUUCGGUGGCCGAGCUCCGGGUGCCUUUUCACAAUUUCAAUCUCAAAUGUCUCAUCACAUCCACCACCAUCGACCAUCACACCUCUUGAAGACGUUUGGCCACAAGUCUGCACAGCAGAUUCGAGCGCUUUUGCACGGAUCCGAGGGGGACAACGUUAUCACUUCGUUGGUCGAGCGACUUGGAUUGGAGUAUGAGCCUUGCUCCGAGUUGAACAGUGCUAGCUCUAGCUAUGCCGCGCUGUUCUGGGACAAGAAGAUGAAUUGGGUCGUCGUUGCCUUCAAAGGGACCAGUCCAGCCGAGUUUGACGAGUGGUUGACCGACUUUGAUAUCACUCGUGUCGAUGCAGGGCAUAGGCUGCCUGGUUAUCAGCAGGUUCACCGUGGGUUUAAGAAUCGCUUGUUCCCGGAUCAAGGAACCUCUCAUCGUACACCAUACGAGACAAUCAUUGCUGCUCUCAAGGUGGUCACCAACGACCUCAUGUCGCGCACAGACAAGGAUAUCAACGUCUGGUUCACUGGUCACUCGCUUGGAUGCGCAAUGGCAACGUUUACUUAUACUCGUGCAUUACUCAACUUGGACGGCCUUCAUCCUCGCGUACAGUUGUGCGAUGCCUAUCUCUACGGUGCACCCGUUGUCUGUGACAUGGCCUCCGCCAAGGUCUUUAACGAGUUUAUGGAACACCGAAGGAGUAUUACCGGACGGGUACGCAACGUCUGGCGCGUGACAAAUCGCUCCGAUGCCGUCUCGACUUUGCUUCCCAUGCUCGGUGAUGAUCCGCUCUAUCCUCACACCACGAGUCUCUUUGCGUACGCACAUCUCGGAAGCGAGGUCAAGAUGCGUCCAGGCUCUGGAAAGUCCAUCAUUGUCGACAACUAUUGUACACCCGCCCCGCUCGCAAGUUCGACUACCUCUGGAUCACGUUAUGGGGGCUUCAAAGCUCAAGUUGUCUCGCUCGCAGACGGCAGUGCACGCCACUGGCUACAAGAAGACGACGAGACGCUCUUCGCACCUAGCUCGGACUCGGAUUCGGAUGGAGAAAGGAAGCUAGGUGGACGUCAUCGUGGACGCGCAAGGGGUGGGAGUGGAGGUGACGAGUUUAUUGGAUAUGCCAUGACCGACGAAGCGCGCUCGACGUACCGUGCCGCCAUGAACGCACUCGCUUCUGCUCGCACAGGUGAAUCAGGCAGUAAAAAGAUGAGCGAGCGCGAAAGGAAGUUGCGAAAGAGACGUGAAGAGGCCAAGUAUGGCGUCGGCGUGCCGUGGUGGAUCGCAGCGCUCGAGUAUGUCCCGCUUUUUGGAAGAAUCGUCUCACACUUCCCUGGCCUAUACUUUCGUUCAUUGCAAGAGAUGGCCCCAGGGGACUUUGUGUGGCGACGCAGCUAG